AUGCCACCGACCCAGCCUCCCCUCUCGACCAUCCUCCCCCCUCUCAUCUGCGGCACCGCAACCUUCAACAACCUCUACAACCCCUCGGCCGCCCUCGUCCCAACCGACGCCAUCGUCGAGCGCGCCCUCGACCUCGGGGUUCGCGCCUUCGACACCUCCCCCUACUAUGGACCCUCCGAAGAACUCCUCGGAAGAGCCCUAAACAGGCCUUCAGUGCUCAAGAACCACCCCCGCUCUACCUACCACCUCGUGACAAAAGUCGGUCGCAUCGCCGCCUCAGAAUUCGACUAUAGCCCCGAAUGGAUACGCUACUCGAUCCAGCGCUCCCUGCAGCGCUUGAGCACCACCUACCUCGACGUAGUCUACUGCCACGAUGUGGAAUUCGUCACGCCGGCGGAAGUCCUGGAAGCCGUGCAGGAGCUGCGCCGGAUCCGUGACACGGAAGGGACCAUCAAGUACAUCGGCAUAUCCGGGUACCCGGUGGCCCUGCUGUGCGAGCUGGCGGAGCUGGUGCUGAGCCGAACCGGCGAGCCGCUGGACGCAGUCAUGAGCUACGCGAACUUCACGCUGCAGAACACGACGCUGCAGUCGCGGGGCCUGGAGAGGCUGAGGAGAGCCGGCGUGAGCUGCGUGCCGAACGCGAGUAUCCUCGGCAUGGGCCUCAUGCGACAGGUGGGCGUGCCCGUGGGCGGGAAAGGCGAUUUCCACCCGGCGCCUAAGGAGCUGCGGGAGAAGUGCAUGGAGGCUGCGAAGCUCGUACAGGGCACAGGCGAGAGGUUAGAGGUUGUGAGUCUACGGUGGGGACUAGACGCUUGGUCGCGCGAAGGCGCGACGCUGGGCGGCGUUGGCGGGAUUGGGGUCUCGGUUAUCGGGGUGAGUAACCUGGAGGAGUUGGAAGAGACGAUGCAGGUCUGGGAGAGCGUGUUGGACGGGCUGCCGCUGGCUGGACGUGUCGUGAGCAAGGAGAAGGAGGAAUUGAGCUUGAAGCGGGCGGCAGAGGUGGCUGAGAAGGGGAAGGAAGUGCAGGGCGUGCUGGGACAGUGGAAGGACUACACGUGGGCGAGCCCCGAUGAUAAUUACGUGAACGUCAGGGUUGUCAAGGGAGUUGUAGAAUAG
Molecule: messenger RNA, 1116 nt
Organism: Drepanopeziza brunnea f. sp. 'multigermtubi' MB_m1
Lineage: Eukaryota; Fungi; Ascomycota; Leotiomycetes; Helotiales; Drepanopezizaceae
Biological process (GO): dehydro-D-arabinono-1,4-lactone biosynthetic process
Cellular component (GO): cytosol
Molecular function (GO): D-arabinose 1-dehydrogenase [NAD(P)+] activity
Source: RefSeq, a predicted model, not a curated record